This is a messenger RNA of Clonostachys byssicola, 1440 nucleotides long. The record is from the annotation of a GenBank genome assembly. Lineage: Eukaryota; Fungi; Ascomycota; Sordariomycetes; Hypocreales; Bionectriaceae.
CAGGAUGGCGCCAACUACCUCGAGCUCGUCGCUGCAUGCAACGCAAAGGAUCCUGCAACUGUUAAUAUCGCGGUCACCGCUCCCGAUUCCACCGACGAUGAAAAACGUAAAGCAGAGUACCGGAGGGAGUUCCUGAGCUCCUUUACCCCAGAGGAGGAGCGAAAAAUCAUGCGCAAAGUCGAUUUUCACAUUGUUCUGCUCGUGGGACUUAUUUACUCCAUCAAGCAGAUUGACACAAACAAUGUAGCUUUAGUCAAAGUCAUGGCUAUUGGGAAGCCGACCAACAUCUUGAACGAACUUGGAAUAACCGCCGAUCAGUACGCUUGGGUACAAACUGCUUACUACGUAAGGUCUAUCCCUCCACCUAUACUUUUGAGCAAUCUCACUCAUUGUCUUUUAGAUACUCUACGUAAUUCUAGAGACCCCUACUAUAUUGCUGUUCAAAAUAAUGAGUCCCAGCUUGCGAGGCCAAUGAUUUGGGUUCACUCGAUUGAUCACUUCUCAAACAUUGUUGGGCAGCUUCUUGCUUACGGAAUGUCCUAUUUAGAUGGAAAUCAAGGCCUGAGUUCGUGGCAAUGGCGAACCGUGGUAUUCGGCAUGUUCGUUUACUUAUAUCAUCCAGACUAUCCUCGGUCUCCUCGAACCUCCAAGUGGUUGACUCCUAGGGAGCAAGAGUUUGUAGAACUUCGUCUGACUGCAAAUGCGCCUCGGUUGUCGGACAAAGCCUUCUCCCUCCAGGAAACUUUGGCCGCUCUCAGAGACCCCCGCCUCUGGUCGUUUACCUUGAUGAUGCUCUGCAUGUCGACGAGGUCCUAUGAAAUUGCAGGGUUUCUUCCUAAUAUCGUGGCAAACCUCGGGUUCGUUACGGUUCCACGAAAUCUGCUUCUCCUUUUGCCUGGUUCUUUUCUAUCAAUGAUUAUUAUCAUCUCGAUACAUUUCAUCUACAAGCGAGCCUUGGUGCCUCGGCCAUUGUGCUGUUUGACUAUCGUGACCUGCGAACUGUUGAGUUUCAUCAUCUUCUUAGCAACAAAAAAAAAAGCGGCGGUGUACGCAGCAUGUGUCCUCGGAACCAUGUUCUCUCAUGCUUGGGGAACUUCAUGGCCCUGGCGAUCCUCGAGCUUGAAGGGCGCUAUAGGAACUGCUCUUGGCGGCGUGAUUGGGCCACAAAUCUUCCGCUCCCAGUGGGCUGAGUCGGGAUACAAGGAAUCCUACGGUAUUUGUGUUGGUGCGUUGGGUGGAGGGUUUAUUUUUGGGCUGCUAUGUUGGUAUCUUACUUUUGAUUUGGAGAAGCAGGUCAGACGAGUCAAAAAAGAACGUAACAAGGCUGCUCGUGAGGACGGAUCUAUGUCGACGAUUAUGUGCGGACGGUUUAGGGCUAGCAACAAACGGAUUUGCGCUCGGUCUUCAAUCCCAACCACUAACAGUGGAGGAACAGAAGGC